Chelmon rostratus (copperband butterflyfish) is the source of this 1735-nucleotide messenger RNA. It is a transcript of the gene ppm1na, whose product is annotated as protein phosphatase, Mg2+/Mn2+ dependent, 1Na (putative). The transcript is spliced from 6 exons. Gene Ontology annotation, molecular function: protein serine/threonine phosphatase activity; manganese ion binding; magnesium ion binding. The record is from RefSeq and is a predicted model, not a curated record. NCBI's taxonomy places the organism in Eukaryota, Metazoa, Chordata, Actinopteri, Chaetodontiformes, Chaetodontidae. Gene Ontology annotation, biological process: protein dephosphorylation; positive regulation of canonical Wnt signaling pathway; negative regulation of canonical NF-kappaB signal transduction. Gene Ontology annotation, cellular component: cytosol; nucleus. The coding region runs from base 280 to 1587 and encodes 435 amino acids.
GAGACGUAGACACAGACACAGAGAGAGGAAGCACUGUAUGGUCUUACUGUCAAGUAAAAACAACAGGAAUGAUCCUACUUUUUAACAGAAAACUGCCACAGUUUUCCAUUUGACAGGAUAAUUCUUAUUUAAAGUCACUCUUUGUUUACCUGCUUGGGGAGCAGCUUAACUGUUGCGCUGGACCUGUUGCGGAAAACACAGGGCCGGAGGAGGGGCACCAGGAGGAGACGGGCUGCUGCCGGGUCCAGCAGGAAGCUUGAGCGCAGGCUCCGCGGGGUCAUGAGGACGGCCAGGCGGGCCAGCAAUGUGGAGGUGCCCUCCUUCCUCCGCCAGCUGGUCAAAGAGACGGAGAAGAUGGUCACUUUCUUCUUCAAAGGGGGGGCCAGGGAAACGGAGACCGGGGAGGAGGACAAUUCGGAUGAGGACGACUCCAUGCCGAGCCCGUACCUGGAGCGUCCCAUCUUGGAGAAGCAGGUGUCAGAGGGGGGCUCCGAUUCGGGGUUGAACUAUGCCGUGGCGAGCAUGCAGGGCUGGAGGGCUCAGAUGGAGGAUGCCCACACCUGCAUGCCUCGGCUGAGAGGAGAGCUGACGGAGUGGGGAUACUUUGCUGUUUUUGAUGGACAUGCAGGCACCACAGUGGCACAGUACUGCUCCAGAAACCUGCUGGAUCACGUCCUGGCGACAGGUGGGAUUAAAGCCAACGAGGACCCCGAGCAGGUGAAGGAGGGCAUCCGUGAAGGCUUCCUGGACAUCGACCGCCACAUGCACAAACUGGCUCGCCAGGACAACUGGGACCGCAGUGGCUCCACUGCGGCAGCUGUCAUGAUUUCACCGCGCUACAUUUACUUUAUCAACUGCGGGGACUCCCGCACCCUGCUCUGCCAUAACGGCCAGGUGGUCUUCUACACGGAGGACCACAAGCCCUUCAACCCCAGAGAAAAGGAGCGUAUCCAGAACGCCGGAGGAUCGGUGACCCUGCAGAGAGUCAACGGCUCGUUGGCCGUCUCCAGAGCGCUGGGGGACUUUGACUUCAAGGAGGUGGACUGGAGGCCACAGACAGAGCAGCUAGUGUCACCGGAGCCAGAGGUGUACGAGCUGGAGAGGAGGCCUGGAGACGAGUUCCUCAUUCUAGCAUGUGACGGUGUGUGGGACGCCAUUGGCAAUGAGGAACUGUGCGCCUUCGUGCGCAGCCGCAUGCAGGUGUGCGAUGACCUGAGGGAGAUUUGCACCCAAGUCAUUGACCUCUGUCUCUAUAAGGGCAGCUUGGACAACAUCAGCAUCAUCAUCGUCUGCUUCCCCGGCGCCCCCCAGGUGUCGCAGGAGGCGCUGCAGCAGGAGGCAGAGCUGGAGCAACAGAUUGACGUCAAAGUGGAAGAAAUCAUCCAGAUGAUGAGGUCCAGAGAUGAGGACCCUGACCUCCUGUAUGUCAUCAAAUUCCUGGCUGCAGAAGAGAUGCCCGGGCUCCCACCAGGAGGAGGCAUCACCAGCAAGCGAGACUGUAUCAUCUCUGCGUACCAGAAACACAUCAUGACUCUCAGAUCUCAGGAGCCAAUGGACAUCGAGGGAUCGGAGGAGGACUCAAACUAAAGCCGUUACCGUGGAAACUAAGUCAUCGGCAGCCUCGCCAUCUCCAUGGAGACCAUCUUAAAUGGGAAACUUUAGAUGAGCACUACGCUAAGGAAGGAUUCUCUGUUUAAUAUAUUCUAUUUGAGCAUUUACUUUCCGGUUAAUAAAA